UCUAUUUGUCAUUUGGUGUAGGGUUUUUCUGUCAUAGAUCUCGCAAAGGCCUAUCACAAUGGCGAAUGUAUUAACGCGUUUAACGGUUCAAACAAGUGCAUUCAUUUCGACGCGACAACGCUUGGCAGUUUGCAAAUCGUUAUACAGAAACGUCAGCUAUGGCUAUGGCACAAAAUUACAGCCCAAAAACAAUCGUCGUCUUCUAUCGCUGCUGGGCUACAGCGCUGUCUCAUUGGCGGCAUUCGGCGCGUUUAUCACAUUUCGAAGUUCCAUCAACAAAGCGAAUGCAAUGAGGAAGAAAAGCUUGCACCGCGACGAGACCGAGACUGAGAAUAUCAAGCUGACGGCGCGGGAAAGACGCUUUAUCAAAUUCGCCUCUGUGGAGUAUGGCGAUCAGUUGUAUAUGACUCCCCAGGACUUCCUAGAGUCUGUGGUGGAACAGGAGCCUAGACCUCGUCUUAAGCGUCGCAUACUCAGCAACGAAGAGGUGGAGAAGUACAAGGAUCAAACGCCUGCAGUCAAAAAGGGUUCCUCUCGUCUAUUUCGUAAUCUCAGAGAUAAAGGCAUUGUUUCCUACACGGAAUACUUGUUUCUACUCUCCGUAUUGACAAAACCCAAGUCGGGCUUUCGCAUUGCCUUCAACAUGUUCGACACUGAUGGAAAUCAACGCGUGGAUAAGAUUGAGUUUCUCGUCAUUGUUUCGAUUUUGGCUGGUGCUUUGAAGGACAUACAAGAUGUUGAUCCGAAAACAAAGGAACUUCUGCUCCGUUUAGUACCGUAUGAGGAUCCAAAUACUAAGAAUAAGCCCACUCCGGAAGAACCUCCACGGAAAAAGGGUCUUAUGGAGCGCAUAUUCAGUGGCGCUUGGAAAGAAAAACACGGCGACCAAUUAAAUGAAGGUGAAGAAAAUUCACACGAGACUCCCGAUGAGCGUGACUAUGUUAACGAUAGUGAGGGAUUGCAGCGACGUCACCAAGUUGCCACCACGUUGCAACUACAUUUGUUUGGCAAACGGGGAACCGGCGUCAUCAACUACGAUAACUUCUAUAAGUUCAUGGACAAUUUGCAAACAGAGGUGCUUGAACUCGAAUUCAAUGAGUUCUCCAAGGGCCAGACCCAUAUCUCAGAGCUGGACUUUGCCAAAAUUCUGCUACGUUACACGUAUCUAGCCACGGAUGAGUACGAUGUGUUCUUAGAGCGUCUGCUGCAUCGCGUCAAGGACGAGAAGGGAAUAUCAUUCAAUGAUUUUCGCGAUUUUUGCCAUUUUCUAAACAAUUUAGAUGAUUUCACCAUUGCCAUGCGAAUGUACACGCUAGCCGAUCGUGCAAUCUCCAAGGAUGAGUUUGCACGUGCUGCUAAAAUCUGUACUGGAUACAAUUUGAGUGAGCAUUUGAUUGAUACCGUUUUUGCCAUAUUCGAUGCAGACGGCGAUGGACUGUUGCAUUAUAAGGAGUUUAUAGCGAUCAUGAAGGAUCGCCUGCAUCGGGGCUUCAGAUCGGUGGCCAAAACCGAAGGCUGGGAUGCCUUCAAGUACUGCCUGAAUCAAGAAAUGAAAGCACUGAAAAAAGGAUCCAACUAAGUGUCAACUAACUGAUCCCGCAGCCGUAGUAUGACAGAAGAUGAAGCUAAAGUGACGCCAAAGUGAAACAAAACACACAAAAAUUCUAGUUACCAAUUUUUUCUUCCAAAGAAUCAAAAUCUCUUGUUUUAGCUCCAAGUAAUUAAAUCAAUUAUUUAUUAUUGUUAAACUUUAAAAUUGUUAUGACUUUGUUGACCAAACUAUGCCAAAAUUUAUAUGAUUUGAGAACUUUAUGAGCACUUGAACACUAACAAAUGCAGUUAACUUACCAAAAGAAAAGUGAAACCAACAACGAAUAAAUACAAAAUUCUUAUUUAAA
Messenger RNA from Drosophila sulfurigaster albostrigata, 1898 nucleotides. It is a transcript of the gene MICU3, whose product is annotated as calcium uptake protein 3, mitochondrial. Gene Ontology annotation, cellular component: uniplex complex. Bases 59 to 1579 code for a protein of 506 amino acids. The transcript has 11 exons. NCBI's taxonomy places the organism in Eukaryota, Metazoa, Arthropoda, Insecta, Diptera, Drosophilidae. The record is from RefSeq and is a predicted model, not a curated record. Gene Ontology annotation, molecular function: calcium ion binding. Gene Ontology annotation, biological process: mitochondrial calcium ion homeostasis; calcium import into the mitochondrion.